This is a messenger RNA of Entrophospora sp. SA101, 321 nucleotides long. The record is from the annotation of a GenBank genome assembly. Lineage: Eukaryota; Fungi; Glomeromycota; Glomeromycetes; Entrophosporales; Entrophosporaceae.
AUGGCCCAGUCUACUCCUGAAUAUUUUAAACCAACUCAAGAAGAAUUAGACAGGUUACAACAAUCAAGAACAUUCAGUGAUAUUACAAAAAAUAUUGAUCAUGAAGAUGCAAGAGAUUCUAAAAAAACAUCAGAAGAAGCUUUAAUAGUAAAGAAAGAAGGAAUCGAAAAUGACGAUGGCGGUGACGAUGAUGAUAAUCAUAUAUUCAAAGAUUUAUCAAUUAAAUCUCCUAAACCUAAGCCUUUACUGGAUUUAGGACACAGCGUCACUAAUGGCAAACAAUAUAUUAGUUGUGAUGAAGACCUGAAAAUGCAAAAAUAG